GAUGAUAACUAGUGUCAAGAUUUCCUGUAUAAAUUGUCGACUAUUCCGGUCUGUCACCGUUAAACAGUUUGGUGUACGAAGUAGGCUACCUCAUCGCUACAGAAUAACGGAUCACUCGCUUCAUCUGAAUUAUUUGAAGAUUACUGACCGACGCAGCAGAUGGCAAAACACUUUCUCACAUCCCUCUUGUUAGCAAUCAGCAUCUUUCAAGUGGGUCUAAGCGCUGCGGUGAAUAAAAUUUCUGAACAGAAAUGGGGAAGGAAAAUUACGUUCAAUGGACAAACCAGGGCGUUUACUUGCCCUGAAGCUGACGGCUCUUAUGCAACACCGAACCAGUGUAUUGCCCAGUAUUAUGAAUGCGUGAACGGAAUACCUUAUCCUAAAACGUGUCCACCAGGCUACUUGUUCGACCCAAUAACGUUAGUGUGCACGCUUGCCGCUCAAACGACUUGCAAUCAACACAUCGAUUGUCCUUCAGACGGACUGUAUCCAUAUCCUGGUGCAUGUUCCAGUUUGUACUUUGUUUGCAGCAAUGGAGAUUCUUAUUUGACGUAUUGUACGGAAAACUAUGUCUUCGAUCCUACACUUCUAAGAUGCGUUCUGCAAGAGGAUGCUACGUGUACAUCUACUAAUUCAACAACCACGACUACCGUACCUUCUCCAACUACACCUCCUAUGCCAAUAACAAAGCCCGCAACGACAACUGAACCCACCACCACAACAACUGAGGCUACGACCACAACUCAAUCCACAACAACGACAACUGCGCCUACAACAACAACUGAGGCCACAACAACCACAACUGCACCCACAACAACGGCAACUGAGGCCACAACAACAACAACUGCACCCACUACAACGACAACUGAGGCCACAACAACCACAACUCUUCCCACAACGACAACUCUUCCCACAACUGAGGCCACAACUACAACAACUGAGGCAACAACAACCACAACUGCACCCACAACAACGACAACUGAGGCCACAACGACGACAACUGCGCCCACAACUACAACAACUGAGGCAACAACGACGACAACUCUUCCCACAACUACAACAACUGAGGCCACAACGACAACUGCGCCCACAACUACAACAACUGAGGCCACAACGACGACAACUCUUCCCACAACUACAACAACUGAGGCCACAACGACAACUCUUCCCACAACUGAGGCCACAACUACAACGACUGAGGCCACAACAACCACAACUACAACAACUGAGGCCACAACAACCACAACUGCACCCACAACAACGACGACUGAGGCCACAACGACAACUCUUCCCACAACUACCACACCUGAGGCCCCAACAACGAUAACUGAGUCCACAACGACGACAAUGGUACCAACAACUACCACAACCGAGCCCCCAACAACGACAACAAAAACAACCGAACCACCAAGAGAAGAGUCUACGACAACAACAGCAGCUACCAUUACUACGACACUGACUCCUGCGAAUACUCCGCCGAUAACAACAACAACGAACACAACGCCGAUCAAGCCGGCAGGACCUUUCGUUUGCCCCCAGUCGGACGGAUUGUUUCCCGUGCCGGGCGUGGCAUGUAGCAAUCAAUUUUGGAUGUGCUCAAAUUUUUAUGCAUAUCUUAUGGACUGUCCUGUGCCUAUCUUUUAUAACCCGGCAAUCCAAGUGUGCGAUUGGAAAGAAAACAUUGCGGGUUGCAAUUAAACGACGCGGAGAUAGGCUUCAAUUUCUGGAAUAACUAGUUCAUGGAAUAAUACAAGGAAACUAUUGCAGGGAUAUAGUUGGCAGAUUGUCUUUUAAUUUUGUUUGUUUGAUCUUAAAAUAAUAUUUUGGUAAUAGACUGAAUAAAGUAUCAAUACAAUCAAUUUUGAAUAUUA
Molecule: messenger RNA, 1871 nt
Organism: Daphnia pulicaria
Lineage: Eukaryota; Metazoa; Arthropoda; Branchiopoda; Diplostraca; Daphniidae
Product: cell wall protein DAN4-like
Exons: 11
Coding region: 160-1698 (512 amino acids)
Cellular component (GO): extracellular region
Molecular function (GO): chitin binding
Source: RefSeq, a predicted model, not a curated record